This is a messenger RNA of Amphibalanus amphitrite, 2059 nucleotides long. RefSeq names its product cilia- and flagella-associated protein 161-like. Bases 581 to 1444 code for a protein of 287 amino acids. Gene Ontology annotation, cellular component: motile cilium. The record is from RefSeq and is a predicted model, not a curated record. Gene Ontology annotation, biological process: cilium assembly. The transcript has 6 exons. Lineage: Eukaryota; Metazoa; Arthropoda; Thecostraca; Balanomorpha; Balanidae.
ACAUAACAAGAGCAACACAGUAUCGCACAUAAAAUCAUGCAUAUCAUAAACGUUUCAUGUUUCAUCGAGGACCCCUAGGUAACGAUAUCUAGCUUAUACGCCGACAACUUAUCAUUGAUGGAAGGCCUAGACUUGAAAAUGUGAAGUGAUUCCAGAAUUCUUAAAUUAAAGUUUGAACGUUUUUUGUCAAUGACCUUAAAAUCGUCCAACGAAAAUGGUACGUCGCAUGUCAACGAAUGGUCUCUAACAGAAAAUAUAACAGAAAUCUCUAAUUUUGUGACUUGGGGGAACUCACACUUGAUGAACCGCGAGGAUUGCUCGUAAUUUCAAUUCCAUUCUCAAUCGCUCAAAAUGCUCAAUAAAAUUCAGCUUCCGAAUUAUGGCCUUGCCCUAAUUAGUGCGCUUGCUCUUGUGAUAUCGCUGAACGAAAUCGAAUCGAUGCUUGACCGACUGUCGUAAUUAAAUUUGUGCGCUCACCGUCUCAAGGCACCGAAUUCUGCGAAGAUCCAUCAGUUUCACCCCAGAGCACACCAACUGCCUGGAGUACGGGACGUCUCGGCGGCUGGGAGAGUGAGUCGGCAUGGCCGUUCCCAAGCUGCCCCCGCGCGACCUGCGGCCGCUCGUGUGCCGCUACAAGCCGUGCACGCAGAACGGCAACUGGUUCGAGGACCGCUACAGGAAGGACGACUGCGUGCGCGACUUCCUCCGGCGCAGAGAGCGAGGCGAGCUGAUGAUCCAGAAGGCGGACGCCAUUAUCAGUCAGCUGCUGGCGCCGGUGCGCCUUCUGCCGGCCGUCGACGGUAACAUCUGGAUCGGCGACAGCAUCCAGCUGAGAUGUCCCGGCGUGGUCUGGGCCGCCGGGGGACGCUGCAACCAGGUACCCGAGGUGGCGCUCUCCGCCAACGUGUUCGACAUUGCUCGCGCGUGUCCCACCCAACUGACCUCUCCGACGGCCGUGUGCGCCUCGCUGCGGCUCGAGCCGUGCGCCAGAAACGUCUUCACGGUGACCCGUCCGGACGGCUCGGUCAGCCGCGAGGUUCUGCGGUACGGGCAGCCGUUCAGUCUGCGUCUCCAGGACGGCUACCCGGCCGGUCUGUACCUGACCAGCGAGCCGCCCACCGCCUACUGCGUGCCGCCCAACGAGGCUCGUCAGCAGGCUGUGCAGCUGACCCAGUGCCGCGCGCCGGCCGGCCGCUGGGUGGCGCACCUGCUGGAGAACAGCCACCGUAUGGAGGCGGAGGGGAGCCCGGUGCCGGCCGGCAGUCCGCUGCUGGUGUGCCACCAGCCGAGCGGCCAGGCGCUGCGCCUGGAGGCCGGCCACCCGGUCACCUCCCUGCUGGGCCACGAGUGGGAGGUGACGGCGCACGCGACCACCGACAGCCGGCGCCGGCCGCUGCCUGAGAACCGCUGGUGCCUCAGCGCCCUGCCGCUCGGCGCCGCCUGACUGACCGAGCGCGCGGUGGGUCACCGAGGGACAGGUGGAGAGCGCAGAAAUCCCACACCACCAGGAGAAACGAGACAAGAGACGAGGCGAAACGAGACAAUAACGGGAUGAUCUUUGUCCAUAACGGAGAAUGAUGCAUUGCGCAUUGUAGAACGUUUCAUUGCUGAUAUUAUAGUUUUUGUGAUUAAAUUGUGCCAUGGAAAACUUUUCUUCAGUGGUGUGUGCAAGACCCAAGUUUCUGCUGAAUUCGUCGCUGAAAUUUGCUGGUCACUUGUGGCAGUGUCUCGUCUCUGUUAUGGUUAAAGGGGGCGGUUGAGCGAUCUAGUGAACUUGCUUAUUUCAAAUCAGAUAAAACGUAUUGCAAAGUUACGUUGGUUCGUCUUGUGGUUCGCCAUGUAUGUACCUAUUGUGAUGCGUAAUUGUUGUGCGCAUGCAAUUUUAAGCAACUUUUUUGGUAAUGACAAGACUCGGGCUGUAUUUUGUACCUAUUUAAUUGUCUCUGUGCCGGCUGAUCAUGAUUGUCACAUGUUAGACCGCUAACUAAUAUCUCUUAAAGAUUCGUCAGCUGACGUUCAAGCUCGAGUUGUUUAUUGAAAUAAAUUAGAGCAAUUGGUA